UGUAAUUAGCAUUUUGUAUUUACCCUUGUUAUGACAGAUUACUGGAACCCUCAUUUUAAAUGCGAAGUUUCUGUCAAGCACGAAUACUAGCGCUUCAUUCAGCUUGCCUGAUUACCAAUCAAGCAAGGGCAAACAAAGGUGACUUGCUAACAGCAUCAUGUGUUCUUUAUCUCAAUAAACAAAAGAAGCAUGCAGCAGUGGUAGAGUUCACUCAAAAGCUGUCAACAAAGAGAAACACCUUGACAGUUGGAGGAUCAUAUGCUGUUGAUCAUCAAACAGUAGUGAAAGCUAGACUUGACGAUCACGGAGAGUUUAAGACUGUUCUACAGUACAAUGUUAGACCCAAGUCAUGCCUGGCUAUCUCUGGUGAAUUCAACACCAAGGCACUUGACAAGAUUCCUAAAAUUGGGUUGGCACUUUCUCUUGUUCUUUAAAUGAUUUCUCAAUUUUCAUAUGCCACUGGAGCAAUUUC
Molecule: messenger RNA, 472 nt
Organism: Prunus mume (Japanese apricot)
Lineage: Eukaryota; Viridiplantae; Streptophyta; Magnoliopsida; Rosales; Rosaceae
Source: RefSeq, a predicted model, not a curated record